Messenger RNA from Colias croceus (clouded yellow), 2988 nucleotides. RefSeq lists its product as uncharacterized. The transcript is spliced from 11 exons. The record is from RefSeq and is a predicted model, not a curated record. Lineage: Eukaryota; Metazoa; Arthropoda; Insecta; Lepidoptera; Pieridae. Bases 251 to 1699 code for a protein of 482 amino acids.
UCACAGUCGUGUUGUGUCGGUGAAGUGAGUAACGUGUGAGCCGCUAACAUAUAAAAGUUGUUUUCAAAUUAUCCGAAAAUACGUCUUAAUUAUUAUAAACUAUAUAUUAAAAUAGAAACCUUACAGACAAUAUUAUGUUUCCGGAAAUGUGUGGUGAAUAAACUGUGCCAUAGUUACCAGCAUCGACUUAUAUCUUAAAUUCUAGGUAAUUCGGAUUUUACCGCUGUCUGCUUUGGAUGUGACAGCCAACAUGUGGUUGCUGGUGGCGUUGAGCGUGGUGGCGAGUGCUUCACCCACUCUGUCCGUGCGCUACUGUUCAACGAACACGUUCCCAAGCAACUCUUCCUCUAUGCACUUCACCAAGGAACCCAUACCUCACGAGUUUGGCUUCCAAGACAAGUUCAAAAGUAUAUACUGCUGCGUCAAGGGAUAUAGGAGCAUCGAAUGGUUCAAAGACGGCGUAGCGUACCCCUGGUCAGCUGGUGUGUCGAACCUGAUCUUGUACCCCGAGGCGGCGAACCAGACGCUGUACACCCGGCACGCGGCCCGCACGGACUCCGGCAACUACACCUGCCGACUCAGCAAUGAAACACACAGCGAGACGCACACCAUCAGACUGGAUAUACUGGAAAAACCGACGGACGCGCCACAAACAAUGUUCAUUUCAAAGGACCAGUGGGUGGAGGAAGGGAGCAAAUUGCGGCUUUUCUGCGAAGCGCUCAUCGGUCGCUCGUAUUUGGCCGACGCUCGAAGUGAUCUCCGGUGGCUAAAAGUGUGGCCCAAUGGGACUGAAGGUGAACUAUUGGCUUCGCAAAAUGAAGUAAAAACAACAAGGGAGGACGUGGAAGACAUUAUCGGCUCGUAUCUGAACAUCGACCAGCUGUCCGUGCAGGACUACGGAACGUACGUGUGCGUGGUGCAUAGCAACGAUGUGGUCUUCAGGAAUUACGUCACCGUGCACUAUAAAAACGGCGAGUGGGGCGCGGAGGCGUGGUGCGGCGGCGCGGGCCCGCGCUGGCGCGCGCUGGCGCUGGGCGGCGCGGCGGCCGCGCUGCUGCUGGCCAGCGCGCUCGUGCUGCACCGCCGCUACACGCCGCGCCUGCUGCUCGCCGCACGGCACGCGAGGGCACGUGCUGCGGCCGCUGCGCAUCGCGCUAGGGUGAUGGAAAAGGAAUUCGACGUGCUAGUAUGCUGGACGGCAGUUGACUCUGAGCUGGUGCGUGGCGCGUUAUUACCCACCCUCGCCUUCAAGUACAAGUACCGUGUGCACACCACCCUACUAUCCACGCAACCCGAUGAUUGGUACAAGGAGAUAGUGGGCGAGGCGAGCCGGUGCCGCUCGGUGGUGGCGGUGGUGUCGCCGGCGCAGUACGCGUCGCCGCACCAGCUGCUCACUGCGCUGUGCCAGCUGCGCGCGCUGCCGCACCCGCCCGUCGUCGUCCUGCUGCAGGACCUGCCGAAGCUGAAGCGCGAGGCGAAGGACGGCGGGUCGCGGUUCGUGGAGGUGCUGCGGCGGUCGCGGCUGAUCGCGUGGCGCCACGUGCACGACCGCGCCUUCUGGACCGCGCUGCGCCUCGCGCUGCCGCUGCCGCCGCCCGCCGCGCCCCAGCCCCCGCAGCCGCCCGAAAAGACCGCGAACCCAGUGGAGACGGAAGAAAGCAAAUAUUCUCGCUCUGGAAGCAUGACCGCGCUCGUGUAGACGCGUGUGUGACUUGUAUGGGACUCGAAUCUUUCGCUAAACGAAACAAUACUUAGUUAAUAUAAGUGUAUUAUAUAGUGAUAAAUAGUGUUUGACACUAACUUUGGUGAAGUGCCGCUAAUGAGCAAGAAGACUGUGGAUAGUAAGUUAGUUCUCUUAAUAUUUAUCGAAAUAAAUCACAUUACUGUUGAACGUAGGACAAUAUGAAAAUUGUAUACAGUUUUCUAAGAUCUCAGUGACGUUUAUUUUCGAUAACUUAAGACUAUCACGAAUUUCUUAUUUCUCUUUCUCGUGCCAAAGGGAAAAAUUACAUGACAAUUAUUUAAUCUUUUCGGUUGUAUCUUUUAGUAUUUAUUUUAUUUAUCUUUCGAAUUAAUGUCCGCGAGGCAAUUUUAGGCGUUUGAAUUUAUUUUCUUAAUUAUAAGUAUUGUUCUUCUCAAAAUUGAGAAUCUGUCCAUUGUAUUAAUUUAAUUGUUUUUGUGUUGUGUUGCUUGUUGUAAAUUACGGUGGCUCUUAUGUAUGAAGUGAAAACUUUAAAAGCCUCUCAUAUAUUUAGAUACAUUAAAGCUGUAGUGUGUAGUUGAGCGAAUGGUAAAAUGGUCUGUGAUAAACAAUUGUUUGUAACUGAGCUGCAGCAUUAUAUAAUAUUUUGUAAUUCAUUUAGUACCUUUCUUUGUACGCUGUUAUUUCAUAUUCUUCAUUGUAGAGAUGUAGUCGUUUCAACCUCUUAGCAUGUCUACAUUCUGUCUUACUCUCAAUUCGAAAUUAAUAUUUUUGUAUUACUUCAUACCAUUUUCUACAUAACAUGAAGGUAGUUAAUGAUGAACAUGCUUAUAGAAGAUAGUGUUAGAUUGGUGUUAAAGUGUAAUCUCAGAACCAGUAUUCAAAAUUACCAUGUGACUUAAGGUUUUGUAAGUGCAAUAUCCUAAAAUGUCGAAUAUUUACUGUCUCACAUAAAGUGGGUUGAAACUGAAAAUGAAAUGAAAUAAAUUUAUUUGUCCAUUUUAUGUUUUACAAUAAAUGUACGACAGUGGGUCCCAAGCUAAGUGAAAUACUCGUGUCUUGGAACCCUGAGUUCUCAUACCUACAUCUCACAUAUUUUAUAUGGGUUGUUAAAAAUAUUCAGUAUUCAUGUUGAUGUAUAUAGUUAUAAUUUUCACGAUAGGCGAUGAUAGCUAAGCGUGUUUUGUAUUACUUUACAUUCCGAAGUGUUUUAUAUUAUGUUAAUUAAGUUCGCUUUCUGUGGAUAGCAUGUACGUAUAAACGACUUAAUAAAUGAUUAAGAAGAA